Triplophysa rosa is the source of this 4447-nucleotide messenger RNA. It is a transcript of the gene nab1b, whose product is annotated as NGFI-A binding protein 1b (EGR1 binding protein 1). Gene Ontology annotation, biological process: negative regulation of DNA-templated transcription. The record is from RefSeq and is a predicted model, not a curated record. The coding region runs from base 443 to 1963 and encodes 506 amino acids. The transcript has 9 exons. Gene Ontology annotation, cellular component: nucleus. Gene Ontology annotation, molecular function: transcription factor binding; transcription coregulator activity. NCBI's taxonomy places the organism in Eukaryota, Metazoa, Chordata, Actinopteri, Cypriniformes, Nemacheilidae.
CACGAUAACCGUCCAUGUAUAUAUGUGAGGCGUUGCAUGCGGCUGAUAUGAGGUUUGGUAUUCCAUGCAGCAGCCUCCCACGCGCCGCGACCGCCCACGCCAGGAUCUGCGUCACGCUGCCGCGUGGGAGUGAGAGCGCAAUGAAUGUAGCAAGCGCGGAAUAUCCCAAUUCUGGCAGUAGGGGAGAGAGCGGAAACCAACUAGUUUGAGAGUCCCUCUUUUUGACGCUAGUUCAAACUACGGAGAGUUAAUUCAAAAACAGAAGUACGCGUCGGACGCUCAGCACGCAUCCUCUCCCCGCCAGCAGGACGUCAGGUGAAGCGUCAUCCGCUUGAAGCAUCGGAACUUUUAUAAACAUACAAACAAGUGGGGAUUUAGGAAGAAGCGCGUUUUGGAACAAAUUAAGAGUGUUUGGGGAGAAAAAACAAAGACAAGAAAAGGUAUGGCAGCGACUUUACCAAGAACCCUUGGAGAGUUGCAGCUCUACCGCAUUCUUCAGAGGGCCAACCUGCUGUGUUAUUAUGACGCUUUCAUCCAGCAGGGCGGCGACGAUGUUCAGCAGCUCUGCGAGGCCGGCGAGGACGAGUUUCUUGAGAUCAUGGCACUCGUGGGCAUGGCCAGCAAGCCACUGCACGUCAGACGCCUACAGAAAGCUCUGCGUGACUGGGUCACAAACCCCGCCCUUUUCAAUCAACCCCUUACCUCCCUACCCGUCUGCAGUAUUCCUGUCUACAAGCUGCCCGAGGGGUCACCCACGCUGUUGCCCGGUAACGGAGCACGGGGUGAAACCCAAAGCGUCAAAGUGCCCAAGUGUUUGGCGGUUGCUUGCGUAGACCCCAGUAAAGGAGAAGCGGGCAACGGAAGCUCCUCAGCGACAGUUUCACCCCUUCAGAGCGGCAGCGAACCACGGUUUUGGGCCAGUCACGGCACAGAGAGCGAGCACAGUCUGUCACCGGCGGAACUGGGCUCCCCGUCUUCUCCACGGGAUGGGCUAGAGGCGCUGGACGCGGCAGCGGUUCAGUCCGUGGCGGAGUGCGUGGAAAGAAUCGCACAGACUUUGCCCAAGAGUGACCCGGGAGAGGUUAAAGAACUGUUGAAGGGGAAUAAGAAGUUAGCCAAAAUGAUCAGCCAUAUCUUUGAUAUGAGUGAGGAAGAUCCUCAUAGAGAAGAGGAAAUUCGCAAGUAUAGCGCCAUAUAUGGCAGAUUCGACUCGAAAAGAAAAGAUGGAAAGCAUUUGACUCUGCACGAGCUGACAGUGAAUGAGGCCGCAGCUCAGCUCUGUAUGAAGGAGGUGGCGUUGCUGACUCGCAGGGAUGAGCUUUUCGGACUGGCGCGUCAGGUCUCCCGAGAGGUCACCUAUAAAUACACCUACAGAACCAGCAAAUCUCGAUGUGGAGACCGAGACGAGACCUCACCCAAAAGAAUCAAAACAGAAGAAGGAUACUUUGACCUUCAAGAGGCCCUGCAGGCCAUUCACAUGCGCCAGGAGACCCUUAAGGAGCAGUUAGCCCACGCAAGAUCUAAGGGAGAGGAGACGGUUGGGCGGAACAUCCAGGUUCAGCUGGAGCGACUGCUGGCCAAGCAGAUGGAGAUCCUGCAUGACGCCGCGGCACAGGACCGACUACAGGCUCUCGAGUGGAGGGUUCCACCAGGACCCUACAAACACAGCGGAGAGAGACAGAACAGCAAUGGCAUCGCCACCGACAAAAGUGCAGAACAGGGAGAGCGGCCGCUGAAUCUGAGGGUGACCGGUCAGAGGAAAAGUGCAAAUGAAGGAGAGACGCCUCUUGGAAGGCAGCUGGCCAAUGAGUUGAAGAGGCAUCACCAAGCUAAUACAGAGGGCAAGACAUCAGGGGCCACAGGGGCUUUUAUGCCUUUAAAGGAAAGCUCAGUAGAGAGGUGGCAGGAAAGCAUUGGGGUGGAGAUGGGGGAGCAGGUUCAGCAAAGGACCAUCAAGACGUGAAUCGAACUCUGGUCGCCAAAACGGAGAUGCUUCGUCGCGUGCCCUCAACCUCUCCGAGAAGAAGGUCAUCAAAUCAGAACCCGAGGAUUCCAGAUAGCAGCCCUGAAUUCUUUCCUUUCGAACCUGUACACAUCUGUCAGUGAAUACUAACCAAGCACAACUACAGUAGAGCCUUAACAACCAAUGUUGCCUCAAAAUAGAGUUUAUUUUCGUUUCUCACCUUUUUUGUUUUUGCCAAAGCACCUAGAGCCCUUAUUUGCAUUCUCCUGGUUAGAUUCACACUGUUUGUGCUGUCACUGACUCGUUUCAUUCGCUUUGUCGCUCACUAGCUCUCCAUACUUGUUUUUCUCCUCAUGUUCUUUCUCUCUGUGUAAAAUCCGCUAUUUGUACAUACAUAGAAAAUGUCUGUUUGAAAACAAUGUUAUUUAAAUACAGUAUGUGUUGUAUGUAUAUAUGAAUGCAUGAAAAAAUGGGAGUUUCUCCGAAACGGGAGGGACAUGUCUUAUACGAUUUUCAGUACGCAGCUGUUAGUUGUCACCUAUUUAAGUGAGCCUUGAAUAGAGUUUCUCUUUAAGCACCUGUGAAAUCAUUCGGUGUCAUUUCUGUAAAAGAAAUGAUGCCCACUUGUUAAAAAAAUUACGUCACAGCUGUGGCGCUAGUUGCAUGUGUUGUUUGUGGAAAGGAUUUCAAUUUACAAAGCAUUUGUUUGGACAAACAUGCUGUGCAAGAUGAGUCAUCAAUAUUUCCAGAAAUGGAAAGACUGUAAAUUAUGAUUUCAUAGGGUUUUCUAGAGACCUCCAUCAGUGUUUCUGAUAGCAAUGCUAAUGAAUCUGAAUUUAAAGUCUACUAUGGUGCUAUGUUUGAAAUGAUUUACGUGCAGAGGGAAUCUGUGGUACACAUUGCUAUUUAAACACUGAAAUCUUCGAACCAGACAAUUGGUUUCCUUGUUAUCUUGAAUGAAUCGUAUUGCUUGAUUUCUUCAGAUUAAGAUACUAAGCACAAAUUGUAUAUUUCAUCAUACUACCAACAAAAUGCUAACACAGAAAAGCAUGUCUGUGAAAUUCUCCUCCUGGAAAAAUAGUACUGUAAAUAGUUCAAACACAUUAGCAAAUGGCUGGAUGUUAAAACAAGCGUCCAGUCUUUAUGGUAAUCACAUAAUCAAUGUAUUGUAUUUCUGAAUAUAUAGUAGUAGAGCAAUACCGGGUAGCUGUUGUCACUUAACUCAGUGAAAGUGUCUAAUUGUCCCAGUCUGAAAGGACCUUCUCUGUACAGUAUUUCUACUCUGUGUAUUAGUGUAAACAUAGUCUUAGAUUCAACUAAACGUGCAAAUGUAUGUGAAACUGAUAUGCACUAGUGUUAUUCUAAAGGCAUUUUUAGAAUUUGAAUCCUAUUGCUCAACAUUUCUCGUGUUUUUCAAUGGUGAUACAUGUUUUUAUUUUAUUUUUUGUAGGACUCGUGUACCUUAUAUCUGCCUAUCAUUGGUUUGGCCUUGAGUGAGUUACACUCUGUAGUUUCCGAGUACCACGUAAGGUGAAGUAGGCACAAGUUAAUCAGGUUUUCCACAGUUGUGUGUUUGUAACGUACCGGUCAAGCUGUUAUCUAUUCUGUAUUUGUGUCGACGACAAAUACCUCUCUCUGUCGGUACACGAGACCAAUUUUAACAUCCUGAUCAUACACUUCAGUAUUUUGAGGGAGCACGUGGAGACGUCGUGUGCGCUUUUAUUUUUUUAGAGUUGCUUUCAGAGACUAAAGAGAUCUUAAGUAUGCAAAACCUUUCUUGAUUUAAGUGCCAUUUUAGAUGUUUUUGACAAGUGUGGUGGUAAUCUGUUUCCGAAGAUUACGAGACGUUGCGUAUGACAGUGAGCGUUCUAAUGGUGGAUUAUCAAAUAUCUAACGAUUGUGUGAACAUUUAUCUGCAUUUUCAACUUUUUGCCUUAGUUCGAAGCAUUCCACAUUAAGGUAUUUUGUUAACUGAGUGCUGUUUUUGCAGUGCUGGUACUUUAUUUUGAAUGAGUGUUUUUUGAAUGGUACGGACAGUGAGAUUUGGAAGCUGUAUGAACAUUAAGACUUGGCAAUAUGAAGCUCUAUAAGUAGACCGGAUCAAAAUUUGAUGUUGGCAAAACAUAGAAGUGCAAAGUUUGACAAUGAAAAAAGCUCAUCUGAUUGGACCUCACUGAUACACAGUUACCAAUGACCUAUAUAGCAAGACAUAUCUAGACGCCUACCUUUGUUCCUUGCUUGUUACUGUCUCGAACCACUUACAGAAAUGAUCUGUUUUCUCUCAUCUUUGUAAUUGCUUUGUAUAAUAGACUUAUGCAUUUUGGACUGUGGGAUAAAGCUGUUGUCAGUAGAACUUGUUCUCAUCACCUUUGAGUAGAGGGUACAUUAGGAUAUCUAUACAGUAGUCCUGCACAUAUUGUUUUGUAAACACUAAUAUAUUUAAUUUGUUAUACAGCACAUGAACAUUAAACUCUAUUUUUUUGA